UUAACAAUACAAUAUGAUAAUUUGUAUAACUUGAAUUGGAAUCCUUUUAUAAUGUAGAGAUGAAUAAAAGGAAUAUAAAUGCAAAAACAAAGAAGAUGCAAACCCGUGGUUCAUCUAAAACCCUUCAAAUUCCAUUCCUAGAAAACCUUUUAGAAGCUCGGAACCAAUCCAUGGAUUCCUUCAACAACAACGCCAAUAUGGACAACCUUUUCCUUCAAACCCUCAUGGCGAGGCUCCAAAUUAGGCCUCCAGUCAACUACAACAACAUCAACAAUCCCCUUCUCUCACAAUCCCUUGAAGAACUUAUCUUCGAGGCCGCCAAUCUCUCCGACGACGACAACGACGACAACAGAACACCGCUCGCUAAAGAAGAAUCGAAGCUCGAAAAAGAGAUCAUUCGCGUGAUUCUCGCCGGAAAUACCGAUUCCCUAAAACCCAAUUCCGGCCAAGCCGUCACAGUCGGCGAGCACCACGUCUGCGUGGGGUUUCACGAAGAGAAGGAUUCGGAUUUUCGAGUUUGGGAAUGGCACGGUCAUAUUAUGUUGUUUGAUGAAGAAAAUGGAUACUCGCCGGAGUAUAUUUAUGGGAAUUACUUUGAGAGGCUUCAGAGGCAGGUGGUGAACCGUGAGUUGAAUAAAUGGAAAGAGGAAGAAGAGGAAGACGAGAAAGAAGAAGAGCAAAAAGAGGAGAAGCCGGGCGACUUGGGUCUUCGGGAGCUGAUUGAUGGCGGCGAUUCGAGUGUCGGUCGGAUUCUUCAUCGUAAUGUUAACCCCAGCUCUCAAAGGGGCAGGUUUUAAUGAGCCGAGUUGCAGUUUUUGGUUCAGUAUAAUAAGUUCAGAUACCUAAGGACGCUGCUAUGGACUAUUGUCUUACAAUUUACACCUGGGUGUUUCUGCAGUUAGGACACUGAACUUGUGUGUUCUGAAAAGUAAAGGAGAUGAAUACAUAGAGUUAAUAACAUUCUCUCUGUUUGAUGAGUUUCUUCUCCAUCGUUUUUAAUUAACAUUUGCUCUUAGCUCUUAUGAGUCCACUGUGCAAGGAUUAUUUGCCUGCUGCUUGAUUUUUCCAUUUCAUCCUUUUUGUUUAUGAGAAAUUCACAUAUAUUAUUGCUCAUUGAUAUGUAUCUCUCAGUGGUUAUAAAUGCUACAAUAUUUUAACUCUGGA
Cucumis sativus (cucumber) is the source of this 1164-nucleotide messenger RNA. RefSeq lists its product as uncharacterized. The transcript is spliced from 2 exons. NCBI's taxonomy places the organism in Eukaryota, Viridiplantae, Streptophyta, Magnoliopsida, Cucurbitales, Cucurbitaceae. The coding region runs from base 60 to 797 and encodes 245 amino acids. The record is from RefSeq and is a predicted model, not a curated record.